Molecule: messenger RNA, 1640 nt
Organism: Pseudonaja textilis
Lineage: Eukaryota; Metazoa; Chordata; Lepidosauria; Squamata; Elapidae
Gene: MAP2K2
Product: mitogen-activated protein kinase kinase 2
Biological process (GO): protein phosphorylation
Molecular function (GO): protein kinase activity; ATP binding
Source: RefSeq, a predicted model, not a curated record
CCUCUCAGCCUUCUUCACGUUCCCUUCAAGGCUUUUUUUUUUUUCCCUUCUUUUAGGCCUCGCACGCAGCCUCGGCCUCGCUUAGGGCAGCCAAGCCGGGCGAUGACGACGACGGCGUCGCCGCUGCCGCCGCUGCUGCUGCUGCUUGUGAGGCGGGUCCCUCGCUAAGGCGGCCACGGAACGCCAACCCCGGGCCUCCGCCGCGCUGCCAUGCCGGCUAAAAGGAAACUGGUGCCGCCGGCCCUCAACAUCACCCCGACCAUCGCUGAGGGACCUAGCCCCACCGGCGGGGAGGGCGACGGCUCCGAAGCACACCUUGUUGACCUCCAGAAAAAACUGGAAGAACUGGAGCUGGAUGAGCAGCAGAAGAAACGGCUGGAAGCUUUUCUCACCCAGAAGGCCAAAGUGGGAGAACUGAAAGACGACGAUUUCAAGAGGAUUUCAGAACUGGGAGCUGGCAAUGGUGGGGUGGUCACCAAAGUACAACAUAAACCCUCAGGGCUAAUUAUGGCACGGAAGCUGAUUCACUUGGAGAUCAAGCCUGCCAUACGAAACCAGAUCAUUCGCGAGCUCCAAGUGCUUCACGAGUGCAAUUCUCCGUACAUCGUCGGUUUCUAUGGCGCCUUCUACAGCGAUGGGGAGAUCAGCAUUUGCAUGGAGCAUAUGGAUGGCGGUUCCCUGGAUCAGGUUUUGAAAGAAGCCAAGAGGAUUCCUGAAGAAAUUUUGGGCAAAGUCAGUAUAGCAGUUCUGCGAGGAUUGGCUUAUUUACGAGAGAAGCACCAAAUUAUGCACCGAGACGUGAAGCCUUCUAACAUCCUGGUGAAUUCUCGAGGUGAGAUUAAGCUGUGUGAUUUUGGAGUCAGCGGGCAGCUCAUCGACUCCAUGGCCAAUUCCUUCGUGGGCACCCGGUCCUAUAUGUCUCCUGAACGUCUACAAGGCACUCAUUAUUCCGUUCAGUCGGACAUCUGGAGCAUGGGCCUCUCCCUGGUGGAGCUGUCAAUCGGACGGUACCCCAUCCCCCCGCCCGAUGGCAAGGAACUGGAAGUGAUCUUUGGUCGUCCCAUAGUCGAUGGGGCUGAAGGGGAGACCCACAGCAUCUCUCCGCGGCCCAGGCCCCCAGGACGUCCCGUUAGUGGUCAUGGGAUGGACAGCCGCCCCGCCAUGGCUAUUUUUGAAUUGCUUGACUACAUCGUGAACGAGCCACCUCCAAAACUGCCGACUGGGGUUUUCACCCAAGAAUUCCAGGAGUUUGUAAAUAAAUGCUUAAUUAAAAACCCCGCUGAACGGGCAGAUCUAAAGAUGCUGAUGAAUCACACCUUCAUCAAGCGCGCCGAGGUGGAAGAGGUGGAUUUUGCCGGCUGGCUAUGCAAGACGCUGCGGUUGAAGCAGCCCAGCACCCCCACCCGCACGGCCAUGUGACCGCCACGCCAGCUGCCUUGCCCUCCCUCCCUCCAUCUCUCUCUCUCUCUCUCCCUCGUGCACCUGCUUGUCUGCCGCUGUUCGCUGCCCUCCCGGCAGAAGGAAGACAGACGCCCCUUGGCCUCUCCUCCACCCUCCAUUUUUGCACCCGGAACAAGCCAGGCAGGAGGGUUGCCAAGAAAGAGACUGUCUCUCCCUCCCUCCCUCUCUCUCUCUCUCUC